AUGGCGUCGGCCAGUGCGAGCGGGGAGCGUGGUGAUCAGACAGUUCCUGGUGGAGAGGAGAAGGAGGAGGAGGAGGACAGGGGCGUCCGAGAUAUCCAGUCUCAUUACCUCCGUUGUCCGUCCCCCAGCUUCUCCAUGGCAUCAGAGUCCAGGUUCUCCAUGAUCUCAGGCUCUGACGCCGCGAGCAUCUUCAUGGAGCCCAUCCACCUCUCAUCAGCCAUCGCUGCGAAGAAGAUCAUCAACGAGGAGCUGCCGCCUCGUGGCGUGCGUACCGAGUCCAUCCCAGAGUCCAUGUUGGAAACCGCCGAGCAGCUGAUGGUGGAAGACCUCUACAACAGGGUCAAGGACAUGAUAGAUGACCGCAGCCCCUACAACACCCCCUGUGUGCUGGAUAUCCAGAGGGCCAUGGUGCAGGACCGCCUGGAGGCUCCCGUCAACCCAGUGGACGAGGUGUGGCCCAACAUCUUCAUAGCCGAGAAAUCUGUUGCGGUCAACAAGGCUCGUCUGAAGCGCAUGGGCAUCACCCACAUCCUUAACGCAGCCCACGGCACAGGGGUCUACACGGGCGAGUCUUUCUAUGCCGGCAUGAACAUCCAGUACAUGGGCAUCGAGGUUGACGACUUCACAGACGCAGACAUCUCGGUGCACUUUCGGCCCACCGCCGAAUUCUUGGACGAGGCUCUGCUGACACACAAGGGCAAGGUUCUUGUUGUUUCCAUGAUGGGUGUCAGUCGCUCUGCUGUCCUGGUGGCGUGCUACCUGAUGAUCUUCCAGCACAUGAGCAUCAUGGAGGCCCUGACUUCCAUUAGAAAAAAGCGAGCCAUCAACCCAAAUGAAGGCUUCCUGAAGCAGCUGCGAGAGCUCAACGAGAACCUGAUGGAGGAGCGCGACGAUGACGACGACACUCUCAGCCAGUGCUCCGUUAUUGAUGCACGCACGCGUGCUCGCAUCUUUGGCGAAGAUGAUGAUGACGAUGAUACUGAUAAAGAAGAAGAGCAGAGUAUGAUCGAAGUCAAAGCGCACUCCAUCAUGAUGGAAGAGGAGGAGGAUGGAGAAAGUGUGAUGAGCAGCGUCGCCUCCUCUGCAGCUGCUGCUGCACUCAGGAGUGGGAUGAUUGGAGUGCAGAAUGGGCUGAACCACCAGGGAUCGAAUCACAUUCAAGAAGAGGUGGUUCUGCCUGAGCAGGAAGGCAGAGACGACGGUGACGAUGAGGAUGGUCUCAACAGCAUGAUCCAUGAGUGGCAGCGGAGGAACGAGAAAUACCAGAGCGACGACUGGUGGGAGGCGCAGCUGAACAGCGACGGCGAGGAUAGUGAAUCUCUUGUCGAGGCCCGACCAAGGAGGACAAAGGAAGGUGAAGAUGCUGAUGUGGAGAGUGUCACAAGCGAGGAUGUACGAGCUGUGAAAGAGCUGUUGAAGCGUCGCAACAGGCGUGCACCCUCAGACACGAUGUCCACCUCCAGCUGCACAAGUUACUCUGAUCUUUGGAAACAGCGACUGAAGGAAAUUGAGGAGCAAGCCGCUGCUCGUUACCGCAAGAAAGAGGACAACGAAGGCAGCGAGAGCACCACCACAGAAGGUGGAGAAGGAGGAAAGAAGAACAUUGACGAUGAAGUGCAGAGUAUCCUCUCUGACACCGGCUCCAUGUACAGCUUUUGCCAGAAGAACAAGGACAAGAUGACGCCUUUGGAGCGUUGGCGUGUCAAGAGGAUCCAGUUUGGCUGGAACAAGAAAGAUCGCGAGGAUGGAGAGAAAAGUUCUGUCGGAGACGGAGAGAGUGGUGACGGCGAGGGACAAGCCAAGACACCAUCCUUCCAAGAUGUCAACCUGACAGCGUAUCAGUCUUGGAAGUUGAGGCAGCAGAAGCGUUUCGGUGAGGAAAACACAGAUGAGAUUUUGGAGUUGAGUCGGGGUGAGGACUCUGCUACAGUUAAACGGAGGCAAAGACGUGAGGAGAUCCUGGAGCGAUCAAAGAAAACGUUAGAAGAGAGUCAGUCCAUGUGUGGCUGGGAGACUGAAAGCUGUGUCAGCGGAGGUACAAUUCCUCUCUCCGCCUUCUGGGCUGGAGCUGGAGUCACAGGCCCGCCAAGCGUCGCCAAUGAUGACAACAUGUCCAUGCUCAGCGGCAGGUCAUCUGUCAUAUCGUCAGUUUCACAGGCUCGCAGUACAAGAUCAGCACAGUCUGCAGUCCCAGUUAAUCCCAUGACACCAGUUCCUCCCAUCCUCCCUGUUCCUACUGUCCAGGGCCCUGGAGGUGAACCAAUGGUCAAUCUGGCCAGCAUCCAAAACUGGAUCGCUAAUGUUGUCUCUGAAACAAUCAAACAGAAGCAAAGCGAGAUGAGCCUCCCUCCUCCGUCACGUGUUGGAUCGGAGCUUAGCUAUGGCGGUGCAACAAGCAUGAUUUCAGGUAGGGGCAUUGAUGAUGACAAAGCGUCCUUGUUGAGUGGCGCUUCCUAUACUAGUGCACUGUCGCAGGGUCGUGGCAGGGCAGCGUCGGUCCUCUCAGGUGGUGGGUCGAGCAGCAUCUCUGGUCUCAGCGGAAGAGGUUCUGCUCUGGGAUCCACCCUUGGCUCCACCCUGGGCUCCAAGAAAAACAAGAUCACCACCACCAGUGUCCCUCUUUUCAGUCUCUUCCAGGACCAGGUCAACAUGGGCAAACUGGAUGCCUUGGACAAGGAGAUCAAGUCCGAGAUGAGGGACAAGAUGGCUACUUAUGAAAAGAAGAAGAUCCUGGAGGACAACAAGCGCAGCACCCUCUACAAGAAAAAGAAACCGAAGGAGGAUGAAGACGAGGAGGAGGAGAGAAAGAAAAGAGAGGAGGAGUUUCUUGAAGAAACGAAGAAAAAGGAGAAACCCACGAGGAGUUAUGGCCUCUCUGGGUGUCUGAAUCUCAAGCCCGCACUGGAGAAAGAUAAGAACACCAGUAUUGACGACUGGCUGAAAAGCGUCAGGCCUCCUCCAAAGAAAACAGCCUCAGGAGAAGAAGCUGGCCCAUCAGAGGAUCCCUACGACGAUCUCGAUGCCUCCGCUUCCGAAUUUGACUUCUCAAGCCGCAGGGCCUCCUAUGCUGUCGAUGAAGAAGACGAGGAAACCUAUGGCGUUACUUCCAGAUACAGGUCAAGGUUACAUGAGGAUCUAUCAAGUGAAGACGCAGAAUAUUCCUCCAACGGGUUCACACAAUCCCACAACUACAGCCAGGCACGGAGGUCAUACAGAGAUGAGAGCGUCGAGGAAACGGAGAGCUACCACGACCUCUCCACAAAGAGAAAGUUGACUCAUCAUUCGGGAUAUGAAAGCAGCAGGUCGGAGGAGAGGAGGAGUAGGAGGGAGGAGGUCAACGACGAGGUGGAGGAAGACAUUGCAACCUUCAUCGCCCAAACCAGGCAGAGGAUCAGAGCUCGGGCCGCAGCCGAGGCCGAAGAUGACGAGGUGCUCGCGGCUUGGAGGGCGCAGCAGGAAGCAAAAUCACAGAGUAGAAGUGAAUCUUAG
Messenger RNA from Micropterus dolomieu (smallmouth bass), 3489 nucleotides. RefSeq names its product dual specificity phosphatase 27 (gene styxl2). Gene Ontology annotation, molecular function: protein tyrosine/serine/threonine phosphatase activity; MAP kinase phosphatase activity. NCBI's taxonomy places the organism in Eukaryota, Metazoa, Chordata, Actinopteri, Centrarchiformes, Centrarchidae. Gene Ontology annotation, cellular component: cytoplasm. The transcript has 5 exons. Bases 1 to 3489 code for a protein of 1162 amino acids. The record is from RefSeq and is a predicted model, not a curated record. Gene Ontology annotation, biological process: negative regulation of MAPK cascade; protein dephosphorylation.